This is a messenger RNA of Drosophila kikkawai, 2739 nucleotides long. RefSeq names its product Synaptotagmin 12 (gene Syt12). Gene Ontology annotation, molecular function: phosphatidylserine binding; SNARE binding; clathrin binding. NCBI's taxonomy places the organism in Eukaryota, Metazoa, Arthropoda, Insecta, Diptera, Drosophilidae. Gene Ontology annotation, biological process: cellular response to calcium ion; regulation of dopamine secretion; calcium-ion regulated exocytosis. The record is from RefSeq and is a predicted model, not a curated record. Gene Ontology annotation, cellular component: plasma membrane; exocytic vesicle.
UUGGCACCGAACGGUCUACAAAAAUGAGCGAAUUUUCCGGCCGCAGUUCCGCUUCCGCCUGCGCCUGUUCCUCUUGUUCCUCGUUCCCAGCAGCUUGUUUUGAUUAUUAUUAUUGUUGUUAAAAGAAAAUUACGAAGAUAAAGUGCGUUGUUGAAAGUGUCAGGCCUCGAGGAAAAGCGCCACUCAAAAACCAAGUGUUUUCCCGUAUUUGUUGUGGUUAUUUUAUUUCUGUAGAGGAAAAACCAGGAGUCAAAUCCAGGAAGGCGAGCGGAAAUGCCUCGUAAUUGGUAGGGUACCCCCAUGGAUGGGACUCCUCCGCCGGCUAUGAUGAGCUUCACCAUCAGCCUGGCGCUGCUGCUGCUGGCGGUCCUGGUCAUGUGCCUGCUCUUCGCCUGCCACUGCCUUGGGCCGAGGGCCGCCAACUGGAUGAGGAUGAGGUCCAGCAAGGAGGAGAAGAUCGGACUGUCCAACCACAAGCACAAGCUCUUCCAUGCCAAUGGCUAUAUGGCUAGUAUCCAAUCCGGCUCGGAGUUUCUGCUAAGCACCAGCGGCAGCUUCAAGCGCUUCGACACCAUCGACAAGGACGACUACAGCCGCUCCCAGCAGACGCAACUGCUGCUGAUCAACGGCAGCGGCGCCAUGUCCAUACCAGCGGGCGCCUCCUCUACCAGCACCACCGUCGUGGAGGCCACCACACCCAUGUGGAACCUGCCGCUGGCGGACGGCGGCAUACCACCGCAGCCGCUGAGGCCAGCACCGGCUCCAAUUCCAAACUCAAGUGGAGCGCCAACACCCAAUAGCGCUGGACCCACCAGCAAGACGGUGUCUUUCUCCUUCAGCCAGGUGAACGAGGUGGGAAAUGUUUCCAUAUCGGCGCCAGUCAUCGGGGAUCAGGAACGUCGCUCUUGCCUCCGGUUGAAUGGUGGUGGCUCUACGUUAGUGGGCAUCCUCCCUCAGCCACUGGAGGCACCACCACCGCCACGGCUCACCACAUCGGCGUCGGUGAACCUGUCGGCCACUGCUAUACCGCGACCGACGGCCAAGCGACAGGUGUCCCUGCAGCAGGGAAUCAAUGGAGGCCAACAGGUGGCUGCCGCUGCUCCCAAUUCUAUUUCUGCUCCUCCUCCUGCUCCCCCCGAGGAAACGGAGAGGCGAACGCCGGCGCUGAAACGUAGGAACUCCAGCACCAAUCCCUUUCUGUGCGAGUCCACGGAGCAGAUGUCACAUACAGAGCCUCCAGUGGUGUCCACUUCCUCUGCCACGAUUUCUGCUGCUGAACAGGAAUCUGUCCAGGUUCAGGCGCCUUCCUUGGAGAGCAGCUCGCCUCACCAUAAUGGCAAUCCCUUUGUGGAGUCCCAGAGUUUGUCCAGCCGCCUACUGAAGCUACAAAAUACCACGAACCCGUUUACAGGACUCUCGCAACGGGUCAAGGGACCGCACCUGCUGCAAAAGACCAUCUCCGAGGACUAUCUUUUCCGCAAACUGGGCAUGACCAAUGGCCAUGUGAAUGGCAAUGGGAAUGGUAAUGGGAAUGGUAAUGGCACCUGGUCCUUUGGACGCUCCCUGCUCCGCCAGGACUCCACUUUGAGCCUGGGCAUGGGCCUGGGCAGGCGCAACAGCUCCCAGAUAUCACUGGACUCGGCCUCGGGCUCGGUAAGUGGCUCCCUGGAGGGCAUCAAUCUGGAGCGGGCAAUCUCCUGUGACUCUGUUACCUCGGACUCGACGCUCUUCCUGGACCAGCUGGAUCAGCCCUACACCCAGAUCACCGGAUAUCUAUGCGUGGGCCUUAACUAUGACAAGAACAGCAUUAGCAACGAGGGCAUGGAUCUCACGGUGAGUGUCCUGGAGGCCAAGGGUCUUAUUUGUCCCUUUAGCGUGGACUCACUGGACACCUUUGUGCGCAUCUAUCUGGUGCCCGAUCAUCCGGGUGCCAUGCAGACCAAGGUGGUCAAUGCUGCCCUGACGCCCUGCUACAACGAGAGCUUCAACUUUUGGCUGCAGAAGCGGCAGGCCAGGCACUCCCUCUGGUUCCAUCUCUACCACAAUGGGCCCGCCCACACGCUGAUCGGCGAGGCGGAGAUGGAGAUCGGUGAGAUGCCGCGCCCUAUUACCACCUGGAUACCGCUCUCGGACUCUCGCAAGUGCAAUGCCCGCUGGGGCGAGCUGAUGUUUUCCCUGAGCUACCUGCCCACGGCGGAGCGUCUCACCAUUGUGGUGGUCAAGGCCCGGAAUCUCAAGCUGGACUCGGAGCAGCCCCCAGACACCGUGCAGAGUGUCUUUGUCAAGGUCUACCUGAUGGACAACGAUCGCAAGGUGCUGAAGAAGCGCACCUCGCUGAAGCGCAAGGAUCGGAGUCCCAUCUUCAAUGAGUCCAUGAUAUUCAAUGUGCCGCCACCGAGCCUGACCACUGCCCAGCUCCGGCUCACUGUGUUCGGGGUGACCAGCGGUGGUGGUGGUGGAGCUCCUGUGGCCCUGGGUCAUGUCGUUGCCGGCAGCUGUGCAGUGGGCAAGGGUUUGCGUCACUGGCACCAGAUGCUUUCGUCGCUGCGCAAACCGGUGGCCAUGUGGCAUGUCCUGCGGCGGGCUGUCAAUCAGCCGGUGUUUACGGGCGGCGCCGAGGCGGUGGUGGCUGCCAUGCAAAACACACUGCAGCGGUCCAGCGCCAAGCGGAACAGCAUUGUCUAGGAUGCAGCUAUGAUGCAGCGGCUCCUCUGAUCGUUAGGCACAAAUUUUCCGCCU